GGGAGGCCCCCGCCCCGCCCUGCAAACCGCCAACUGCCCUUGGGGCAACCCCGUGACGUCACUGCCCGGCAGGGAGAGAGAGGAGGGGGGAGGCCAGAGGAGGAGGAAGCAGGGCAGGCACUGAGGUCUGUCUGCCGGCCGGCGGAGGACCCGGCAUGGAGCCCCGCGCCCCCCCGCUCUUCCUCCUCCUCCUCCUCCUCCUCCUCUCCGCCACAGCGCCGGCUACCGAGGAGCAAGGGCAGAAGCGGAGCCGAGGCGGAAGCAACGGAGCUGAGGACCAGGGCCUGGUCUCAGAGUACUUCGCCCAGGCUUCCCAGUCGCUCAUGCCUUACAGCUGGUACGGCAACGCCAAGCUCUUCCGCUUCCAUGUCCCAGAGGAUGCCCUGCUGUUACGGUGGUUGCUGCAGGUCUCCCGCGGGAAGGGCCACCCGUGCAGCGAUUUGGAGGUCUCUAUCUACGUCCGCUUUGGAGCCCCGCCAGUCAUCAACCCGCUGGAUACCCAGUUCCCCGCCAAUGUGAGCGUGCGUCUGGCCCACCGCCUGAGCCUGAGCCUCUCUGCUUCCCGGCAGAACAGCACCUUCCUCAACCUCACCAAUCCUGCUGCAGGCUACUGGUUCCUCGCUGCCCACCUGCCGGAGCCCACCGGGAAGAUUCAUGUGCAGGGUGUCUCCACUCCGUGCUCCUACAUCUUCCAGCCUGACAUGUUUGUGCUGCGUAAGGUGGACAUGCCCGUCCUGCAGCCCAAUGUCUCUCUGCGCCAAACCAUUUGGGCAAACCGACCUCUCCAUGCCAAGGUCUUUGUCCCUGCAUACAGUGCCACGCUGCACUUGAAGCUAGGGGCCUGCACUGUAACCAGUUCCUCUGCCCCUUGUGCCGUACGGGUGGUGCUGGGCUCGGUAGUGCUGUCUGGGUCCAUCAGCUGGAAGGAGUUUAACUGCACAGGGGCCUGCACCCUCCUCCUCGCCUCGCCCCCCUGGGAGAAGUGGCUGCGUGUCACGGUGGACAGCCUUAUUGGCCCCGGGGCCAACAUCUCUCUUGAGGUGACUGCCUCCUUCACAGUCUGCCAGCCAGGGGGGACCAGCUCCUUCCUGAGCUUCUUCCAGAGCCUGAACCGGAGCCAGGAGGUCUCUCAGCCCGGAGGCAGCCCCAGCAAUGCCACAUUGCCGGCCAAUACAGGGGCCCUCGACCCACUUGGCUCCUGCCUGCGGGACCACGCCGUCAUCCGGGAGGACCUGGAUGUAGUCUCGGUGCGCUUCCGGGUCCUGGGUGACGGCAACAUUCCCGUCCAGGCCCAGCUGCCCAGCCUUCUCCUCCUGAAUCUCGAUUCUGCCACAGACAGUGGGGGGACCCUGGUGCUGAACCUGCUGCUGAACAAGACUUCCCUGGGCAUCAGGAACGCCACUGUCUGGGCCUGCCUGAGUGCUGCCUCCCCGGUCCUGUCGCCAAACACAACAGAAGACUGUGUGACAGCAUUCUUCCAAGGCUAUGGGCUGAACGUCAGUGCCUCCUCUCUAGAGGCCUCCCUCGCAGUCCCUUACCCAGAGUCUGACAACUGGUUCAUUUCCCUCCAGCUCAUCUGUCCUGAAUCACCAGGGGAAUGCCUCCAGGCCAAGGCCCAGCUUGCUGUCCUCGCCUACCUCAGUCCCUGCUUCGAUGACUGUGGGAUGUAUGGUGAUUGCAGCCUCUUGAGGCGCCAUAGCUACCUCUAUGCCGGCUGCAAUUGCAAAGCUGGUUGGGGCGGCUGGGGCUGCACCGAUGCCACCAAAGCCCUGAGCCUUGGGGCCCAGACGCUGGCCAUCCUCCUGCUGACGCUCAGCAACCUCUUCUUCUUGCCAGCCAUUGUUGUGGCCAUGCGUCGCUACUACUUGGUGGAAGCCUCUGUCUACACCUUCACCAUGUUCUUCUCCACAUUCUACCAUGCCUGUGACCAACCUGGCGUCGUGGUCUUCUGCAUCAUGGAUUACGACACACUGCAGUACUGUGACUUCCUGGGCUCUGUCGUCUCCUUAUGGGUGACCAUUCUCUGCAUGGCCCGGAUCAAAACAAUACUGAAAUAUGUCCUCUGUGUGCUGGGGACCCUCUUUAUUGCCAUGUCUCUGAACCUGGACCGCAGAGGGGUCUGGAACAUGAUGGGGCCCAGCCUUGUUGCCCUUACCAUCAUGACAAGUGCAUGGGUAUUUCGCUGUGUGAACCGGCGCCACUGCUACCCACCCUCCUGGAGGCGGUGGGCCUUCUUCCUCAUUCCUGGGGUCAGCCUGGCCAUUGUGGGCGGGUCAGUGUAUGCCCUGACGGAGACCACGGAGAACUACUACUACACACACAGUCUGUGGCACAUGUUGGUGGCCACCAGCCUGGUCUUCCUUCUCCCGCCAGGAGAGAAACAGCAAGAGUCCUGGUCCUGGUACCGCAAGCUGUUCUGCCGCUACCAGAUCUGCCAGAAUGACCAGGAUGAGAUGUACACUGCGACGUGACACUCCCGGCUUUCUUGUUAGGAGCUCCCAGC
Messenger RNA from Anolis sagrei ordinatus, 2503 nucleotides. Its product is annotated as post-GPI attachment to proteins factor 6. The record is from RefSeq and is a predicted model, not a curated record. Gene Ontology annotation, cellular component: membrane. Lineage: Eukaryota; Metazoa; Chordata; Lepidosauria; Squamata; Anolidae.